Molecule: messenger RNA, 1739 nt
Organism: Cladocopium goreaui
Lineage: Eukaryota; Dinophyceae; Suessiales; Symbiodiniaceae
Source: the annotation of a GenBank genome assembly
AAAAAUCCGGUGUGCUGAUCCCGGUGAUCCGUAAACACCACGGGUGUUUCGCGAAAGUCGCCGCCAUGGGAGAAGAUGGACCUGGCUCGAAGAUGUGGAACGCCUUCUGCUCGAUGUGCGUUGGCAUGGUGGUGUUUCCCCUGUCCUUGUACCUCCUAGGGUCCAAUGAACAGCAGUACAUGUGCACUCACAAGAGCAUCAUUUUCGCCGAUCAGAAGUCCAAGGUGAUCCAAUGUGACCAGCCCGACCUGGCUGACGGGAUUGCGUUCAUGUCCUGUCCCAUCAAGGAGGACAGUCUGAUGACCUUCAACGGAGUCAGCUUUGGCGCCACCGGCAUUGGCAACGCCAUCCAUUUCAAAUCCGCAGCCGCCGCCAUGAAAGCGGAGAUGUUUCAAUGCGUGGAAUACUCCAAAGAGGAGAAAAUCGGCAACACCAGUGUCAAGGUUUAUAGUUACAAGAUGGAAUGGAAGGAUUCCCUCAUCGACGUCUACAAGUUUUCGUGGACGGCGCAAGCAAUUACUGCGCGCGACUACGGCUGCCCGGGCCUGACACCUGGUCAGGGUGGGCAUAUUUGGCCCAGCAACGUGCCGCGGGGGACGGUGCAGCACUAUGCACCGGAGGUCCGCGCCGGUCCGUUGAUCAUCGACUCCGAACUGAUGAGAGGAGGAUACGCCUCAGGGCUGUCGAUUAACUUUGCAACGCCUGUGAACUUGAACGAGUUCAGAGGCAGCUUCGAAGGCUUCGAUCAGCUUCCAAUGACGAAGCUGGUGCAAUCGAUGAUUCAGCCAGCGGCUCACCACGCGUCCAACUGGUACACCCAAGUCGUGAAGAAUCCCGUUUUCACCAACGCGGGCGCGGGCGGCGCGGGCGGCCCUGCCAGCCAUCCCGGUGGUCACCACCCUGCGCCACACCAUGGUCGACGCCUCUUCGAUUUCACCAAUCCCUUCGGUCAUACCGUGAAGACCAUGGAUAUGUCUUCCGUGGGUCCUCACAACGCAGCGAUCGAUGGCUCGGGCACGUACGUCAUCACCUGCCAACAGCAACGGAUCGGCUGCAUUCGCAUCCAAUUUUUCAAGAACUGGGACACAAUUGUCACCAUGGUCAGUGCAGUGCAAGGAGGAAGCACCUUGCCAGUGGAUGUGCCUUCUUCCUGGGGCUGCGGUACGGACAAGUUCCAAGCCUUGGAAGGUGGCGAGGAGUCCAAGAGCUCCUUCUUCAGCAUGAUGGAGGAGUCCAAUACCUCCACCACCUGGAUGAUGCGCGUCUUCGGUUUGUUGCUCACUUGGGCGGCCGUGUACUGUUGUUUUGCCCCUAUUGCUGGGGCCAUCGAUGUGGUGGGUGAUUGCAUUCGGGGCAUUCCCUGCUUGGGCCAGUUCUUGGAAGAUCUGCUGGAAGGCAUGGUGACCUGCAUCUUGUGUGUGGUCUCGUGCGGCUUCGGCUGCUCCUGUGGCCUUUUCGUCAUCGCCGUGGUGUGGCUCUACAUGCGGCCUCUGAUUGGCGGUGGGCUCAUGCUCUUCUGUGCAGCUCUGGCAGCUGGAGCGUACUUUCUGGGCCAGGGCAGCAAAAAUAAGGAUUCGAGAAAUUUGGUCUCCGAACUGGUGCCAAUGACUGAGGGUAACAAUCCAGCUUGAAAACAGCGGAGUCUAAGUCGCGAUGGCUGAAUUUGAUUUUUGGCGAUGGGUCAAGAUUGUGUGAGAUGCGAUGUCUUAAGUUUUUAAGGGAUGUUGGUUUUGUGUUUU